Molecule: messenger RNA, 1922 nt
Organism: Onthophagus taurus
Lineage: Eukaryota; Metazoa; Arthropoda; Insecta; Coleoptera; Scarabaeidae
Product: trehalase-like
Biological process (GO): trehalose catabolic process
Molecular function (GO): alpha,alpha-trehalase activity
Source: RefSeq, a predicted model, not a curated record
GAUUCCUAUCACGCGCAGGAAUCGAGCAGGUGGGAAACAUGAGUUACUUAAUACUUGAGAAGCGCUCAGUGGCGCUCAGUUAGCAUUCAAUAGCGUAGUAAGAAUGGUCGAGUUGAGAUUAUUAGUAUUCUUGGCGAUUAUCGCGUUCGCGUUCACGAAAAGUGUGCCAAAAAAAGAGUUGCCCCCAUCAUGUGACAGCAAGAUUUAUUGCCAAGGUAAUUUGUUAAACACGGUGCAAAUGGCCCGAGUAUUCCCCGAUUCUAAAACAUUCGUCGAUUUAAGUUUAUCGCAUAAAAAAGACGAGGUGUUGAAGAACUUCGAAAUUUUCAUGGAAAAUUCUAAUCAAAACCCUAAUCAAAGCGAUGUUAAGAAAUUCGUCGGUGAGAACUUCGUGGAAGGAAAAGAAUUGGAGAAUUGGGUUCCUCACGAUUAUAAUGAACAUCCCAAUAUUCUCAAUAAAAUUAGUGAUGCUUCAAUUAAAAAUUUAACAGCCGAGAUUAACGCGAGGUGGCCUAAAUUGGGUCGAAAAGUCGUGGAGGAUGUUAAAAUCAACCCAAAUGAGCACUCAUUGAUUUAUGUUCCAAACGGGUUCAUCAUCCCUGGUGGAAGAUUCAAAGAGUUUUAUUACUGGGAUUCUUAUUGGAUCGUGAGAGGUCUUUUAAUUUGCGAAAUGUACGAAACGGCUAAAGGUAUCCUCGGAAACUUUUUAUCGAUAGUUGAUAAAUUCGGUUUUAUCCCCAACGGGGGGAGAGUUUAUUAUUUGCAAAGAUCCCAACCGCCUCUUUUAACGAAGAUGGUUAAAGACUAUUACGACGCCACCAAAGAUUUAACUUGGGUCUCUUCAAACAUAGAAAUCGUUAUUAAAGAGUUGGAAUGGUGGUUAAAUAAACGAUUCGUCUCUGUUAGUCUUGAAGAUAAAUCGUAUAGAAUGGCCGCUUACACUUCGGCUAGUUUAGGACCACGACCUGAGUCAUACAGCGAAGACAUCGCAACAGUUCAAAUCUUUGAAUCCGACGAAAAGAAGCAAUACGUUUUUAACCAACUCAAAAGUGCUGCUGAAAGCGGGUUCGAUUUUUCAACGAGAUGGAUCUUCGACGAAAAUGGAACUCAUUUCGCAAACAUUUCAUUCACCGAAACAUCUAGAGUCAUCCCAGUUGACUUAAACGCAAUCUUAUACGGAGCUUUUAACGAUUUAUCCUAUUUGUGCUCAAUCCUUUCGAAAUCAGAUCAAGAAAAAAGAUGGAAAAACGAAGCCGAUUCGUUAAAAGACGCAAUCUCAAACGUGUUAUGGGACGAAAACGAUGGGAUUUGGUACGAUUUCGAUAACAAAUUAAAAAGGAGGCGACCUUUCUUCGCAGCAAGUAACUUAGCGCCUUUAUGGACCCAAGCUUAUGACACUACAAAAAGUAAAGAAUACGGGAUGAAAGCGGCUGGUUAUCUCGUUCGGGAAAAAAUCACCAGCUAUAAAGGGGGGAUACCAACCACGUUAUAUAACAGUAAUGAACAAUGGGACUUCCCCAAUGCUUGGCCUCCACUUCAAUCGAUUGUUGUUAACGGGUUAAGAAGUACCGAAGUCCAAGAAGCGAUGGAUUUAGCAAAAACGUUUGCCGAAAAUUUCGUUGAAGCCGCGAGGAUUGGGUUUGAGAGAGAAAAUGCUUUUUUUGAGAAAUACGACGCCGUCCAACAAGGACAAUACGGCGGCGGGGGAGAGUAUCAAGUUCAAACUGGUUUUGGAUGGACCAACGGAGUUGUUCUUGAAUUUAUUGAUUUGUAUUUUACCGGAAAUAAGUUGAAUAAAUCACCCAAAUCCAGGAAACAUAAUUAAAUUAGUAAAUAAUAAUGUAUUAAUGUUUUUAGUAUUAAAUGUAAUGAUAAUCUUGGUAUUUGUGCACGAUAAAUAAUAAUAAAUGAUAUCGAUUUGA